Messenger RNA from Tarenaya hassleriana, 2279 nucleotides. Its product is annotated as protein SAND-like. Gene Ontology annotation, biological process: protein targeting to vacuole; vesicle-mediated transport. The transcript has 14 exons. NCBI's taxonomy places the organism in Eukaryota, Viridiplantae, Streptophyta, Magnoliopsida, Brassicales, Cleomaceae. The record is from RefSeq and is a predicted model, not a curated record. The coding region runs from base 111 to 1955 and encodes 614 amino acids.
AGGAUUUGCACCCAUACCAUAAACAGAAAGACUGGUAGUUGAAGAAGACGGAGGAGAAACUAGGUGUUUGUUCCUCCUGCAAUCCCUAGAUCUCUCCCAAUUUUCGCGCCAUGACGUCGGAUUCGAGCUCUUCUCCUUCUUCAUCCGGCACCGAAUUGGCCGAUCCGAACCUUAUUCCUGAUCCUAGCGUAAAUUUGGAGGGUAUCGUCGGUGAUCAAUUGGCCUCGAUGGGACUGGCGGAUCCAAUCGAAGGCUCCAGUGGCAGUCACACGGAGGAUGGAGAUCGCUCGCCGGAGGAAGAGGAUCAACACGGCUCGGAGAUUCCACCGCCGAACGGGGAUGGUGACGAGGACGGGGGAGGAGAGGUAGUGGAAGGAGGAGCGUGGUUGACGGCGGGGCAUUCGGUGGAAAUGGAGGUUGGGGAAGAGCCGUCGAGCCCCACAAGCAGCGGCUACGACGGGGAGCGAGGGAGCAGCGGCGGGACUACCUCCACUUCGAGAGCCGAAGACGAUAAUCUGAGCGGCGAUGAGAUUCGAGAAGUAAAGGUGGACGGCGAAGGAGACUCGCACGCGGCGCCGUGGCUGCCCGGGAAACGCCAUUUCGACGAGGAUGAUGCCUCCAUGUCAUGGAGAAAAAGGAAGAAGCAUUUCUUCAUAUUGAGUCAUUCGGGCAAGCCUAUAUAUUCCAGAUAUGGAGAUGAACAUAAGCUUGCUGGAUUCUCAGCUACUCUCCAAGCUAUUAUCUCCUUUGUGGAGAAUGGUGGUGAUCGUGUCAAUUUAGUAAAAGCUGGAAAACACCAGGUGGUAUUUCUCGUAAAAGGGCCAAUCUACCUAGUCUGCAUCAGCUGUACAGAUGAAACAUAUGAAUCUUUGAGGGGGCAAUUGGAUCUUUUAUAUGGUCAGAUGAUACUUAUUUUAACAAAGUCAAUAAAUAGAUGUUUCGAGAAGAAUCCAAAGUUCGACAUGACACAUUUGCUUGGAGGAACAGAUGUUGUCUUCUCUUCUCUGAUCCAUUCAUUCAGCUGGAACCCAGCUGCCUUUCUUCAUGCAUACACUUGUCUUCCCCUUUCAUAUGCGACAAGGCAGGCUGCAGGGGCCAUAUUGCAAGAUGUUUGCAGCUCCGGUGUCCUGUUUGCUCUUCUAAUGUGCAGAGACAAGGUUAUUAGUCUUGUAGGCGCGCAAAAGGCUUCUCUCCAUCCUGAUGACUUACUGUUGCUUUCAAAUUUCGUCAUGUCAUCAGAGUCCUUCAGGACCUCAGAAUCUUUCUCACCGAUCUGUCUGCCAAGAUAUAAUCCUCUGGCAUUUUUGCAUGCCUAUGUCCAUUUCUUUGAUGAUAAUACCUAUGUCACGCUGCUUACCACACGAUCAGAUGCCUUUUAUCAUCUGAAAGAUUGCCGGAUCCUCAUUGAAGCUGUCCUUCUCAAGUCAAAUGUUCUUAGUGAGGUUCAAAGGUCAAUCAUGGAGGGCGGGAUGCACGUAGAAGAUUUGCCGAUAGACCGCCGGGUUUGGCAAAAACCAUCCUCUGCUUCUCAUCCGGGAGAAGAUAGAAACCCACAGGAUGCUCCCGAGAGAUUCAGGGAAGUUUCUGUGGGGACUGGGGGUCCUGCUGGACUUUGGCAUUUCAUGUACCGCAGCAUCUACUUAGACCAAUACGUUUCUUCAGAAUUCUCGCCACCAAUAACUAGUCACAGACAGCAAAAGAGUUUAUAUCGAGCGUACCAGAAACUUUAUGCGUCUAUGAAUGACAAAGGAAUGGGGCCACACAAGACUCAGUAUAGAAGAGAUGAACACUAUGCUCUUCUAUGUUGGGUCACACCGGAUUUUGAACUUUAUGCUGCAUUUUAUCCGCUUGCUGAUAAGGCGAUGGCGAUAAAGAUAUGCAACAAGGUGUGCCAGUGGGUAAAAGAUGUGGAGAAUGAGAUUUUCUUGCAGGGAGCAAGCCCCUUUUCGUGGUGAACGGUGAUUACUUCCUCUCUCCUCUCUCUCUCUCUCUCACACACACACACACCUUGUAUUCUACAUUUUGUUUUGUUUUUUUGGUUUAAAACUUGAAAAAUAAUCGUGAUAAUCAGAAAUCUUCAAUUGUUGGUUCUGUAUCUAAAAGGAGGGGAAAGGUUAAGAAAGUGUAAUUUUGAGAGGUCUUUCCUUCGCAUCUCCUCCCUCUUUUGUGCAGUCAACAAACGGUCGUAAGCUUUUGAAUCCUUUACGAGAGUUUUAGGCUGCGUGUGUGCCUGUCUAGUUUUUUUGAUGACAAUAAUCAUUUCAUUCUUGGUGUGUGUU